Messenger RNA from Aspergillus novofumigatus IBT 16806, 2526 nucleotides. RefSeq names its product Zn(II)2Cys6 transcription factor. Gene Ontology annotation, cellular component: nucleus. NCBI's taxonomy places the organism in Eukaryota, Fungi, Ascomycota, Eurotiomycetes, Eurotiales, Aspergillaceae. The record is from RefSeq and is a predicted model, not a curated record. Gene Ontology annotation, biological process: DNA-templated transcription. Gene Ontology annotation, molecular function: zinc ion binding; DNA-binding transcription factor activity, RNA polymerase II-specific; DNA binding. The transcript has 9 exons. Bases 1 to 2526 code for a protein of 841 amino acids.
AUGCAAGGCUACGCUUUCUCGCCUUCGAAUGGUCCCCCAAGGGAGGGGCACAAGAACUACGUAUUUGUUGAUGAGCAUAAUAGGCACAAGAGGCUGAAAGUGAUGCGAGCCUGCAAUGGCUGCAGAAAACGGAAAAUAAAGUGUGACGCUGCCACAACGAAUACCUGGCCCUGCUCAGCUUGCACUCGCUUGAAGCUCGUAUGCGUUCCUCCUACCAUUGGACAGGAUAGCGACUUCCAGUCGGAGCAAGGUCUUGAGGCAACUUCAAUGGGCGCCUUAGGAGCUUCUCAUGCGACUCCAGCCUCGCAUUAUUCCUUUACAAUGCCUCAGAGCUUCGGCGCUGGAAAUAGUCAGUCCUAUAGCGACGGCGCCGGAAUCAUGUCUCAAUAUGUCCCGAAUGGUCCCACCCAACACAAUAUCUAUGAAAUACGGUCAUCGCAUUUACCCGUAACAAGCCAGGCCUACCAGCAUGCCCAAGUAUUUCCUACCACUCCUAAUCACGGUCUUGUUAACUCGAAUACUGGCAUUUUCCCGGACGACGAUCAAUCUACUGCCGAGAACCUUAGCGAAGUUCUAGGUGAAUUGAAAAUCGAUGAAACUGGUAUCGCACCCUAUAUUCGACAACAACGAAAAGAGCGAUUGGAAGCGGAAGCUCCAGUCCAGGAUGAAAUUGAGGAAAGACUGCCACCUUUAAGCACCGGGGCGGGCUCCACCAUCCUGAUGAAUUACUUCAAGAUUUACUUUAACGAUAUACAUCCUUACAUUCCUGUGGUUCAUCGAUCUCACCUUUACUACCAGUGGCAGAAUGAACGGAGCUCCAUAUCUCCUCUACUCCUCGAAGCACUUUUCGCUUGUGCCGGAAGGCUAUCAGACGAUCCGGCUCAGGGCGCACAGUGGCUCGCAUUGGCAAACAGACAUGAGUCCAGCUUCAUGGAUGUACCACGCUUAAGCACGAUUCAAGCUUUGCUUUUGCUAUUGAAAGCUCGGGAGUCUCUGCCAAAGAAGGGUUAUUAUUAUCGUUCAUGGCAAACUGUGAAGACAAUUGUGUCGAUGUCGAAGGAUUUAGACAUCCAUGAACAUUACAAUACCCACGCACAGGGCAGGCCUUGUGAGCUGGAUUCAGUGGAAUGUCUUGUGCAGACAAGAGUAUGGCAAGCCCUCUUGGUUGUCGAAGUGAUGAUCGGUGCACCACAAGGUCGAUCGGACUACGGGGUAGACCCAGAGACCGUAGAUAUGCGGCCCACUCUAGAUAUCGAUGGCCUUGACCAGUUCGAAAUCGACCGCUCGAGGCAAUAUGCAUACUUUGUCAGAAACGCCUAUCAUAUCCGUUUGAUCACCGAUAUAUAUCACAAAAUCAAGAAGCAGAAAGACUGGGGAGCCAAUCCCAGAUUUGUUGAAAAAAACCCCCUUUUUACCGAUUGGCUCCAAAACCUCCCUCAAGACUUACAGAUUAAUUAUCCUAGCGAUGGUUCGCCGCCAUGGAUACCGUCACAUUUUGUGGGAAAUAUGCACUCGCAUUGCCAUCUCGGCAUCAUCUUACUACAUCGACCACAAUUGUUAGCAUCCAAGUCCUUUGCGGCCGGCGGAGGAUGGAAGAUCCACAUGGCGUUGUGCUAUUCCUCCGCAAAAAGCCUGUGUAGGCUUCAGGAAGGUAUAUUAGACCGUUUCGGCCUGCGCGGUCUUCUGUUCAUGCAAAGAGGUAUCAAUUUCGCAAUAUACUGCAUUCUGACAUGCACUAUGCUGCAUCUGAUUGCCAUCACAUCCCCUGAUCCUCAUUUUCAUACGGAUGCGAGGGACUACUUCACGCGACACAUGCGUAUCCUUGAGAAAUGUUCUUCGGCUUGGCCUAUGCCCGAAAUACAGGCACAGAUUGACUCCCUGCGGCUCGCGUUCUCCGCUGACAUCAAUCGCCCUUUCGAGCUCAAAUCUACGUUUCCUUACGGAAGUCCCUCAGAACCGUACCAUCCCAGCCCACCACUUGGGUCAAAUUACCAUGCUCAAUUGGACCAGGUUCCAAGUAACGUGCAGAAUAGAGUGUGUUAUGCUUACCCAAUGACCCCUCCAAUAUCGGCUGGUACUGAGGACUCAAAGUCUGACUCAUGUCAGCUUCAACCUAUGGGCAUGCUUGCACCGCACCCACAUCACAGUCAUUCGGUAGAUGCUCCGUUAGUUGACGAAAAUAACUGGGAUCCCACUCGAAUCAUAAACCAGUGGGACCUGGCAUUCCCUGUCGGCCCGUCAAAUGUGAGUACAAACUCGCCGCCGAUGGGCAUAGCCCAUUCUACACAAGGAACCACUGGUGUAUCGAACCAGUUUCCUGUUCACUAUGAGACACAUACGAAAGUCUCUCCGAUUGCAGCUACCCAACCUCUUCCUCAAAGUCAGUUCAGUGGACACCCAGUCCUGUUCACAGCACGUGACUGGCAACAGAGCGUUGCUAGUGUAUAUGAUCCCAAUGGCUUGAAGCGGAGGUGGGCACACUCAAUCGAUACUAGCGAGCAGAGUAACACCAAACGCCAGCGGUAA